GUUGUAGAAAGACAACAAAGACCACCUCUAAAUACAUUAAUGUAUUCUGUUCAGGGUGGUCAGGAUACUCCUCAAGAAAAGGUACGAGAAUAUUUUCCUGAAACAUGGUUAUGGAAUCUGACUACUGUUGGUUCAUCAGGAACAGCUGAGUAUCCCAUUACUGCACCCGACACUAUCACUGAGUGGAAAGCUGAAAUGUUUUGUACAGCUGAUGUGGGUUUUGGAUUGGCACCCACAAUUUCUCUGAAAACGUUCAAACCAUUCUUCCUGGAGCCUACGCUACCAUAUUCUGUAAUUCGUGGAGAGGCAUUUUCUCUGAAGGUCACCGUUUUCAAUUAUCAAUCACAACCUGUUAUGAUCCACAUUGAGUUGUUUGAAUCUGAUGAUUUUCUUGCAACACCCUGUGAUAAAUGUGAAUAUACAAGCUGUAUAGCUGCAGAGCAAGGAAAAACUUUUGUCUGGAAUGUUACUCCUAAGUCAUUGGGUGAAGUAAAUUUCACUAUACGUGCAGAAGCUAUAAAGUCUGAUCAGUUAUGUGGAAAUGAAGAGCCAGUAGUCCCAGAGAAAGGCAGAACUGACACAGUGAUCAAACCACUUCUGGUGGAGCCUGAAGGUACAGAAAUGGAAAUGUCGAAGAGUUCUCUAAUUUGCAUAGAUGAGAAUCCUGUAAAGGAAAAUAUUUUACUGCAGCUUCCUCCUGAUGUAGUGGAAGGUUCUGCCAGGGCUCACAUUUCUUUAAUAGGUGAUAUCAUGGGAACAGCAAUGCAGAACCUUGACAAGUUACUUGUCAUGCCAUAUGGUUGUGGGGAACAAAACAUGGUGCAUUUUGUACCCAACAUCCACAUUCUGGAGUACCUGAAAAACACCAAGCAAUUAACAGAUGAGAUCAAGGAGAGGGCCAUCCAUUUCCUAAAGAGUGGAUACCAACGAGAACUGACAUACAAGCAUUCUGAUGGCUCCUACAGUGCUUUUGGAAACAUAGAUCCAGAUGGCAACACAUGGUUAACAGCAUUUGUUCUCAAGUCAUUUCACCAAGCCAAGAGACACAUAUUUGUUGAUGACCAACAUAUAGCUGAUGGCCUUAAAUGGCUUUCCAAACAUCAGAACCCUGAUGGGUGCUUCCAGAGUGUUGGAAAAUUAUUUAGCAGCUCAAUGAAGGGUGGAGUUGAUGACAAUGUUUCACUGUCGGCUUACAUUACUGCUGCCUUGUUGGAACUUGAACUGCCUCUAAAUGAUACUAUGCUCAAAAAAAGUCUCCACUGCUUGGAGGAGCAAAUUGAAAACAUCACCAAUCCAUACACCCUAGCACUAUUGGCAUACACCUUCACACUGGCAAGAAAUGAAAAUGCAAGGGAAAUACUCAUGAAGACACUAGAUGAACUGGCCAUAAGGAAAGAUGGAACUGUUCACUGGGAGCGUCCUAAAAAGCCCACAGAAAAGGCAUGCGAAAUUUGUUGGUAUCGUGCUCCUUCAGUAGAAGUAGAGAUGACAUCCUAUGUCCUGCAUGCUAUGCUUUCUGUAGCCAAUAUGUCUGCAGCAGACAUUGACAAUGUAGUACCCAUUGUGAAAUGGAUCAUUAAACAGCAGGGUUCUAGUGGAGGCUUUGCAUCUACACAGGAUACUGUGGUAGCUCUUCAUGUCCUUUCUAAGUAUGCUGGAUUAACAUACAGUGAAAAAGGUGACAUGUCGAUAUCCAUCAGCUCUAGUGAAAAGGUUGUGAAAGAGUUCCACAUUACAAACGAUAAUCGUUUACUGCUUCAACAGACUACGCUUAAGGACAUUCCUGGCACGUACAGUGCAGAAGUGACAGGAAAAGGCUGUCUGUUUUUUCAGACUACUCUAAAGUACAACAUCCCCCCACCAAAGGAUAAAGAUGCCUUUUCCGUUGAAGCUCAUACCAUUCCGGCAGAAUGCACAGAAGAAUCAAGAGUUAGAUUUGACAUAGAGCUUACUAUGAGAUAUACUGGAAAGCGUAUCAUCUCUAACAUGGCGAUUGUUAAUGUAAAAAUGCUGUCUGGAUUCAUCCCAGUCAAGAAAUCUGUUAAAGCUCUAAGCCAUCCAUUGCUGAAGAGGACUGAAGUUAAAACAAAUGUUGUCAUCAUCUACCUGGAAGAAGUGACAAGUGACCCCAUAAGUCUUAGAUUCUCAGUGGAGCAAGACAUCCCAAUUCAGCACUUGAAACCAGCUGUAAUCCACGUUUAUGAUUAUUAUGAGCAAGGAGAAGAAGCACGUGUAGAAUACAAUGCCCCAUGCAGUGCAGAAGAAACAGAAGGCAAUACUCGAUGAUCUGGAAAAGUGAAUGUUGUCUGCCAUUUUUCAUUACUGGGAGAAGAUUCCUCAAGUCAUGUUUAAUAAAAACCAAACUGUAAUAUGGCAUUCAACAGUACAAAAUAAAUGGUACUAAACUCCUGGAAGUAUCUGAGCUGCAUUGUAAUGUGCAGUCAUUCACUAAGUGUGUCUUUAGCCAAUCUUAUUCAAGAUAUUCCAGGAGCCUUGUCAUUUUAUGUACUACUGAGCAUAUAAAUGAGAUAAAAGGUUUUGUUUUGUAGUUUGCUUCAGACUGUUAAUAAAUAUUUUAUUUUAAAUCAA
Messenger RNA from Protopterus annectens (West African lungfish), 2589 nucleotides. RefSeq names its product alpha-2-macroglobulin-like. Bases 40 to 2286 code for a protein of 748 amino acids. The record is from RefSeq and is a predicted model, not a curated record. NCBI's taxonomy places the organism in Eukaryota, Metazoa, Chordata, Ceratodontiformes, Protopteridae. The transcript is spliced from 19 exons. Gene Ontology annotation, cellular component: extracellular region. Gene Ontology annotation, molecular function: endopeptidase inhibitor activity.